AUAGCUACUUGGGAACUAGGUCAGAUAAGGCAAUAAUAAGCGGGACAAAAUCUACUUUAUAUUUAUUAUUCAGUUGACACGACGACGAUUCAACUUACACAGUCUAUUUUGAAAAUCUAUCAAUAUGAAAUCUCAUUUCAUAUAUUUCAUUAUUUUUGGAAUUAUCGCCGCUACUGGAAGAUGUGACGACGAUGAUCCUAUGAUUGAUGUCGACAAUAGCUCAGAUGUGGAUUCAUUGGAUGAAUUUAUAGGUAACAUUGAAAUAAGUGCAGAUGAUGCAAUAAACGAAAUCGAUAAAACGGCAACUGGUACUACAACCACAGCAAAACCUACUACUGUUGAUACACCAAUCAAUCCUACUACGUCAAAACCUUCAGGAGGUCAUGGAUGGAGACCAAUUUUUUCUAUACCAGUAUUUCCAUUCGAUCCUGAUACUCAUUCAACUGAAGAACCGAAAAUUCCAGAAGGUAUCACAUUAACUCCUGAAAUUAUACCUGCUCCUGAAAGGAAGCCUGUUCCUGAAAUUAUACCUGUUUCUGAGAGAAAGCCUGUUCCUGAAAUUAUACCUGCUCCUGAAAGGAAGCCUGUUCCUGAAAUUAUACCUGCUCCUGAAAGGAAGCCUGUUCCUGAAAUUAUACCUGCUCCUGAAAGGAAGCCUAUUCCUGAAAUUAUACCUGUUUCUGAGAGAAAGCCUGUUCCUGAAAUUAUACUUGCUCCUGAAAGGAAGCCUAUUCCUGAAAUUAUACCUGCUCCUGAAAAGAAACCAUCUCCAAUACCAGUAGUUCCAUUUGGUCCUAAUUAUGGGCCAACGGUUCGCAAAGGAACUACUCGGCCAGCUCCAGAAUAUAGACCAACUACUCCUCAAUCAUCAAUUCCAACUUCAUUCACUUAUUAUCCACCGUUCAGCAGUAAAAUGAAGUCCAUAAUUCAAAGAAUAAAUCAGCAGCGUCCAGUACUUUUCAACGUUUCAGCAUUUCAACAAAAAUAAUUUGAAAAAUCAAUUAUUCACACCAGUAAAAUUUUAUAUUAACGAAUCAUAAGCAGUGUAAAGAAAUAUUGAAGCAAUUAAUAAAUUAACCUGCCCAAAAACAA
Molecule: messenger RNA, 1092 nt
Organism: Microplitis demolitor
Lineage: Eukaryota; Metazoa; Arthropoda; Insecta; Hymenoptera; Braconidae
Product: E3 ubiquitin-protein ligase RNF12-B
Exons: 10
Coding region: 125-988 (287 amino acids)
Source: RefSeq, a predicted model, not a curated record